Molecule: messenger RNA, 573 nt
Organism: Pieris macdunnoughi
Lineage: Eukaryota; Metazoa; Arthropoda; Insecta; Lepidoptera; Pieridae
Source: the annotation of a GenBank genome assembly
AUGGCUGCAGCAAGUCUUAUGCGAAGUGCUUUUAGUGGAUUAAUUCGGAAAUCCACCACAAUUAAAACUCCGGUCGUGUGCCGGCUGUCCACUGUGGCUUUGCAACAAAAAUAUCACACGGUGAAAACUAUCGCAAAGCUAUACAAUACUUCUGACUUACAGAAUGGGGUAUCACGUUCGCGUCAAUAUGCCACAGGGCCCGUGCGUAAGGUCACACCUCAGGACAUAGCAGACCGAGUGAUGAAAGUGUGCAAGGCUUACGACAAACUAACUAGUGUGCAGAAGCCGCAAUUCGUGCGCAACUACAGCCAUGGCCCUCCACUAACCAUUGAUAUUAUUAAAAGUAGAGUGCUUCUAGUUCUACAACUUUUUGAUAAAGUUAAUCCUGAGAAGCUUUCCUUGGAAUCACAUUUCAUUCAAGACCUAGGUCUUGAUUCACUAGACCAUGUAGAAGUUAUAAUGGCAAUGGAAGAUGAAUUUGGCUUUGAAAUCCCCGAUGGAGAUGCGGAGAGACUUCUAAGACCUAAAGACAUAGUCCAAUACAUUUGCGAUAAGGAAGACAUAUUUGAAUAA